AUGGUUAAAGCUGCCGCCCACGAUGCUUCGUUCCAGGCUUCCCAGUACCAAGUCCCCGAUGUUGAUUACAGCGUCUACUCCAAGCAGCCGAAAAAUGGGCUGAUUCUGGGGGUCCCUAAUUGUCGCAACCGUGCGCUCGACCGAAAAAGCGUGCUUCGCCAUUUGGCAGAUAACCAGGUUGGUUUCGUCCCUUUCGGUCACGGCAACAACGGUGUCGGCCCUCGCUAUACCGGCCCUCCUGAGGUCCACCAGAUCUGUCCCGUCGCCCUGAAUUAUUACACUUCCCAGUUCUUCCCACAUAAGCUGGCAACGAGUAAUGCUCUUCUCAACGACGACUACCUCAUGCUGUUCCACCAUCAACAGCUUCGACAAGUGGUAGCCUGCCGCGCUGCAGCCUACAAUUAUUACAAACAUUAUUGA
Messenger RNA from Geodia barretti, 420 nucleotides. The record is from the annotation of a GenBank genome assembly. NCBI's taxonomy places the organism in Eukaryota, Metazoa, Porifera, Demospongiae, Tetractinellida, Geodiidae.